CCCGCGCAGGCCCCUUCUUGCCAGUGCUGACCAUUCACAGACUCCUCCACCGUGUCCAACAACAUGGGCCUUCAACUGCAGACCAUUCUCAACGCUGAGGACUCACCAACACGUAAUGUGCCCGACACACCCUCUUCGGCCAGGCAUCAGGCUGUCCACCCUCAACAGCACAAUGCGCCAUUCCCUUCCCUCAACCAGGGUUUCGGCGAUAAUCGCUUGAGCACUGAUGCGAGCUCACAUUUCGACUCUCGACGCAGUAGCGUGGACAGUCGAAUGAAUGUUGGAAUGGGUCACCUUCAGAUCAGCCCUGCUUCCCCGUACGACAGUCAGAACACAUCGCGCGUGUCGCUCGUUUCCAACCUCCAGCAUCAGCGAGGUAUCACCAACCCUGAUGCACGCAUCAACGGUGCUUCUCCACUGUCGCCGUCUGUUCGCAAUAGCGGCAUCCGUGCUAACCACCCUCCUCGCCGAGCACCUGUGAUCAACCCCAAUCCUCGCAGCGUGUCGGGCAUGCCAGACCCUAUGGCUGCAGCACCCACCAAGGGUUAUGCCUGGGCUUUCCCUGCCGAGUUUGAGCCUGACGAGAGGCGGCAAUCCAGCAGCGGUGAGUCCAGCGCGGGGAAUUCACAUAUCCCAUCGCGCCAAAAUAGCUUUGCCACAUCCAUCAACAGCAGUAUAUAUACCACAGAUUCACACCUCCCCUCUGGCCAGAAGCGGUUGGAUAACGACAUCUCGACCACCCACCACCACUCUAUGCAGCAUCGCAGCGUCACGAGUCUUCAGGGCCUUGAUCACGGGUCUCUGGCUCAAGGUAGUGGGAACUACAGCCGAACUCCAGAGCUUCGCAUAAGCCACAAGAUGGCUGAAAGGAAGCGCCGCAGCGAGAUGAAGAAUCUGUUCGAUGAACUGAAUCAGAUUCUGCCGAAUUCUCCUGGAAGUAAGUCCAGCAAGUGGGAAAUUCUCACAAAGUCUAUUGAGUACAUCAAAAACCUCGGCAGAGCACAUGAAGCUGCCCGAUCCGAGAACGCACGACUGCGACCCGAAGCAGACUACUCGCGCCGAGCACAGGAAGAAAACGAGCUUCUGAAGAAUGAACUGACCGCAAUGUGGACCAGCCUGCGCCGCCUUGAUCCGAACAAUCCACAUAUAUAUGGAAGCAUGACAGGCAUGCUCGCACAACAGCAGGGUAACACACCAGCUUCCACCAACAACGUGCUGCCACCGUUGCAGCAACAGCAGCAGCAGUCCCAAGCACAGCCUGCGCCACAACAAACUCAAUGGGCCACGCCGACGCCUACGGCGAUGCAAGGCGUCGAGUUUGGUGGCAUGCGGCCUUAUGAGCACCCACAUCGCUGAAGCCCAUGUCACACAUGCAGGUCAGGUUGCUAGACUCGUCCCCAGGGACUUGCUGUACAUUACCAUUUUAACAUUCACGGAUUACGGGCGUUAUCGCAUACACUAUUCGACUUUCCAAAAUUUCCCAUCGGCCGUCAUUAC
Messenger RNA from Boeremia exigua, 1497 nucleotides. RefSeq lists its product as uncharacterized. NCBI's taxonomy places the organism in Eukaryota, Fungi, Ascomycota, Dothideomycetes, Pleosporales, Didymellaceae. Gene Ontology annotation, biological process: positive regulation of transcription by RNA polymerase II. Gene Ontology annotation, cellular component: RNA polymerase II transcription regulator complex. The record is from RefSeq and is a predicted model, not a curated record. The coding region runs from base 64 to 1356 and encodes 430 amino acids. Gene Ontology annotation, molecular function: protein dimerization activity; DNA-binding transcription factor activity. The transcript is spliced from 4 exons.